This is a messenger RNA of Paramacrobiotus metropolitanus, 1046 nucleotides long. RefSeq lists its product as uncharacterized. Gene Ontology annotation, cellular component: membrane. NCBI's taxonomy places the organism in Eukaryota, Metazoa, Tardigrada, Eutardigrada, Parachela, Macrobiotidae. The transcript has 2 exons. The record is from RefSeq and is a predicted model, not a curated record. The coding region runs from base 53 to 790 and encodes 245 amino acids.
UCGUUGCACGGAUUAGCACUGCUAUACUGCAGCUUUCUCUACUAGAACAGAAAUGGCGGCUCCUUAUGGUGCAUAUCCUGUCCAACAGCCCCCGGUUAUGGGGCUGUACAAUCGGACACCGGUUUUGGCAUUUGGCAUACUCCAGCUGCUUUUUGGAGUUUUUAUGAUUAUCACCGACAUUGUCAAUUUCUGCAUCAGUUGGUAUUCUGCGGUAGAAUUUAGUGCCGGUGGUUCGGGAUUCUAUGCCGGAGUUUUCUUCAUCAUAACAGCAUCGUUCGGUAUCGCAGCGGGGCGACCUCUGGCGAUGGGCCGUUCACCGCGCUCACGGAAAUGCCUUCUCAUCACCUCUCUGGUCAUGAGUAUAUUGUCCACCAUCAUGGCAACGGCUCUCGUCAUUGUUCUCGCGGUUUUACUUUCCAAUAUUACUGCUUGGCGCAUCAGUUAUUAUUGCUCCUCCAAUUAUAAUUACAGUUCACGUCUGUGUUACGUUUUCCGUUAUUAUAGCCGAGCAAUUAUGGGCACCCACCUGGCAUUCCAAAGUGUAAUGUGGAUAUUCAGUUUGGCCCAGGCAAUCACCGCUGGAAUCAAUCUGUGCAAGCUGCCCAAAAGCAAAACUGCAACACAAGUGGUGUAUGUACAGCCUGGCUACGGUUAUCCACAAGGUGUUCCGUUCCAUCCUACGGUGCCAGGACAGCCUGUCUAUUUCGUGCCCGGCCAACCAGCAGUGAUGGCGGAUCCGCCCGUUCAAAUGGUGAACCCGGACCCAGCGCCAGUUGUACAAAAGUCGUGAAAGAAUGGUUAUUAAACGAAGUCAAACUAGUAGGGCGCAUCUUUUAGCUCAACCGUAAUUGAGCAUGUUACAAGCGAGUACCGCAAUGCUAGGAUUAUUUGUGCUUGACCAUCUUUUUUAUCGUUGAUGCACACAGCAGCGUGUUAAAAUCCGUUUGUCGUGAGCUGUAAAUUUUCUUGAGUUUUUUUGUAUUUAAAAAAUAUGGUCAUUUCAACAAUAUUUCUGCGACAAUCCAGUAAAUGACGACUGACGAGCG